UGUUUAUAUUGAGAUAUUGAAAAUCGUUCUGUAAAAAGGACAAAAAUAUAAACAAAUCCUCAAUAUUUUUAAAAACCGUUGUAUCUAGAAACGUGAAAUUUGGACAGUAUAUGUCAAUAUUCCUUUUGAGCAUGAAAUAAGAAAUAAUUUUUGGAAAUACAGAUUUUAAAAUGGUAGAAAACAUUUUUUUAAGAACAUCCAUAUUCCACGAGCUGUUAAAGUUAGAGACAUGAAAAUUGGCAUAUGGACUCUUUAUAAGUAAUGAGUUAAAAAUAAUUUGAUAUAUAAUUGAUACUGUAUGCUGUACAAAAGGGAAAGGAAACGCAUAGACAUAGGAAAGAGUCAUUCUAGUUUCUAUAAGAUUUUAACAUACAGUACAUUACAUAGUAUUAAGUUCUACAUUCAGUUAUGUUUCGAGCUUAUGUUUCACGUUUUUUCAUACGAGAAAUAUAUUGUUUCGAUAAUUACAAAUAUCAAUUAUUAUGUAAUGAUGCUUGUAAUAUAUAUCAAAAACGAAAAUCAAUUUAUGCAAAUCAGUUUAUCUAUAUUAAAAUUUUCUUUAGAAGAAUAAAUUUCAACAUAGUGAUAAAAGAGAAAGAUAAACUCUUUUAAAUCCUUUUCCGAGAAUAGUUAUGAAACAGAUCUUAUAUUUUAGAUCUCAUCAAGCGAAAAUAUGGCAUAUGACAACCGUGAUUGCAUCGUAUGGAUAGACACAGAAUUAACUGGACUUAAUAUAGAAAAGGAUACAAUAUUGGAAAUUGCUUGUUUGAUAACUGACAAAGAUUUGAACAUUAUAAGUGAAGAAUUUAAUGUUGUAAUUAAUCAACCAGAUGUGGUGUUAGAAAAUAUGAAUGAAUGGUGCACUAACUGGCAUAUAAAGACUGGGCUGAUAGAGAAAUCUAAAUGUAGCAAAUUUAGUUUAACGGAUGUAGAGCAAAUGUUACUUAAUUUGUUAAAAAACUACAUUCCAAGUAAAAGUUGUCCUCUAGCUGGUAAUACAGUUUACAUGGAUCGUUUAUUCUUACUAAAAUUUAUGCCAUUAGUCAAUGAUUAUUUACAUUAUAGAAUUAUUGAUUGCAGUGUGAUUAAAGAACUAGUCAGGAGAUGGAAUCCAACAAUUUAUAAAAAUAUGCCAGAAAAGAAACUUUGUCACAGAGCUUUAUCUGAUAUCAAAGAAAGUAUAAAUGAAUUAAAAUAUUAUAAAACGAAUAUAUUUACGGCUUUUAUGGGAUAGCACCCAGGUUCAUAUUCUAUAGGUUACAAUCCCUCAAGUGCCUUUGCUUUUUUAAAGAUUGACAUGAUUAUCUUUACAGAUAACCAUGUUUUAUAACAUGUUUAUAUAUGUUUUUAUACCAUGUUUUUAUAUAAACCUCUUAUAUAAAGAGAAGUGAAAACGGAAGUUAUUGGAAAAAGUUUGGGAAGGCAAAAUAUCUUAAUUUAUGAAAUAUUACAUUUACAGUAGUAUAUGGAAACAAUUCACAAACAGUUCUGAUCCAUGUAGAUGCAACCGAAAGAAAUUUGAAUAACUAAAACAUUAAGCACGUUUAUCAGUAAUACAAUUUUAGAAUUAUGCUUGUAUAUUCUAUGUAAUUCAAUCAAACUAUUAAGGAAAUAUUCUAAUCUAUAAUUUUAAAAAGAAUCAAUUUCUUUUGUAGGAAGAUUUUGUCAAAUUCGAAAAAUUAAUGGACUUACACAAGUUUUGAAUAAAACACAGAGUCCAUGCCUUAAAAUCUGGAUAAUUUGAAUUAUUUUCAUUUUAAAACAUGGUGGAUAUUUUUAGAACAUAAAUAAAUAGAUAUAGAAAAGUUAA
Bombus terrestris (buff-tailed bumblebee) is the source of this 1810-nucleotide messenger RNA. Its product is annotated as probable oligoribonuclease. Gene Ontology annotation, cellular component: mitochondrion. The coding region runs from base 674 to 1234 and encodes 186 amino acids. Gene Ontology annotation, molecular function: nucleic acid binding; 3'-5'-RNA exonuclease activity. Lineage: Eukaryota; Metazoa; Arthropoda; Insecta; Hymenoptera; Apidae. The record is from RefSeq and is a predicted model, not a curated record. The transcript is spliced from 5 exons.